UUGCUUCGGAGAGAAUCCGCGUGGCACUCUGGCUUCAAACAAUACAGAUCCACUCCAGGCCUCUAUCGCCUCGAUCUCCUCUGCUCAAACGAUGUGAAGAAGUACCUGUCAGUAGAUUCGAAGAAGCGUAAUUCAUCGGACGCCUAUCCUUUCACUGAGCUGGUUGGAGAUGACAAGACCAGUCGUGUUAAGAACGAUGGAACCAGAAACGACAAGCUGUCAUACACUAACGUGACAGCACUUCUUUCGCCAAAGCUGAAAGAACAUCUUGGGCGGCCAACUUCACGUGGUACCGUUUUCAGCUCGGUUACUGCGAUAACUGCCACGGCUUGCGGUGUCAGCGACAGAAUGGUCGAGAAGGUUACGAACACACCGGUCCGCCCUGCGAUUACGCAGUCAGCUCGCAAGAGUUGCUCUCGGAAAGCAGCGGUUAUGACCGCGAUGAAUAACCUUGGCCCAAUUUGGGGCGAGCGGAUCAGGCGGCUGGUCCACAGGAUGCUUAAGGACGAGAAGGACGUCACGAUCCUCGAGUUGCGGCAGGAAAUGAUGAUGGCUUAUCCGGACUUCACUUACUCGUCAACGACACUUUGGAGGCUUGUGAAAGGCCUUGGCUUUUCAUACAAGAUCCUCAAGGGACAACGCUAUAUUUUCGAACGUUCGGAUCUUGCCAAGAAGCGGUCCCUAUAUUUGAGGAAAAUUGAGGAAGCCAGGAGGAGAGGGGACUGCAUAGUUUACAUGGACGAGACGUGGGUGUUCGCCGGGAUGGUAAAGAGGAGAGGUUGGUCAGACAACACCAUGUCGCGCUUUCCCACCGCUGCUGAGAUACAGCGGUAUUCUUGCGGUAAGACUGCUGGGAAGAACAAGGGGAGGCGCGGUAUUGUUAUGACGGCCAUGAGUGAGGAUGGGAUCGUACCCGGCUGCACCCAUGUAUUCGUGGAUAGACACCGCACUAUGCACCACGAUUCCACCCGCGAGAUGGACCACAUAAUGUUCGAGAAUUGGUUGGAAUCGUCCAUCCCCCUCAUGAAGGAAUUUGCGGCGGGACGGAAUGUUACGCUAGUGCUCGACAACGCCCCUUAUCACACAAGAGCACUGGAGAAGGUGAGAUUUAGUCAAGCAAUGAAUAAAAGAAAAAAACGCGACAUGUUUGUUUAUAAGAUUCCGACCAGACACUCCACUAAGCGAGAGAUCAUCAGCUUCCUCAGCUUCCAUGGAGUCGAAGUGGCGAUCGAUAGUGAAAAAGCGUCCGUAGUAGAGGAGGUUCGACCUCGAAGACUUCGUCGAGGCGGUAGAGCAGCUUUACGCUGUUUCGCUGCUGAGAGCAUAUGUGAAGAUAUGGGGGUAAGCCUACUCAGGCUUCCUCCAUUCCACUGCUUUUUCAACCCAGUGGAACUGUGCUGGAGCUAUCUAAAGCACCGCCUGAAUAAGUUGGGAAGACCCACGGAUAGACUAGAGACGGUAGAGAUUUCUGGAACGUUUUUAACACUUGCAAAAGGUGGCCGUUUGAUACCAGAUCUUUGUUCAGAGGGUGUAACAAGGAGCCAUUGCGAGGGAUGGUGCAGAGCAGCGUUAGAGGAGGAGGAUUCAGCUCGGAUGAAAGAUGCUCUGGAUGAAAACAACAGCAAUGUUGCCGAUGAGGAGGCUUUUGCCCCAUUAGACAUGUUAUCUGAUGACAGUGAUCCGGAUGACAUGUCCAGUGAAUUCAGUGUGGAGUUGUGA
Molecule: messenger RNA, 1719 nt
Organism: Cooperia oncophora
Lineage: Eukaryota; Metazoa; Nematoda; Chromadorea; Rhabditida; Trichostrongylidae
Source: the annotation of a GenBank genome assembly